AUGUGUAAGUGGCCUGGAUCAUUUACAUCAAAUAAUACAUCAAAUAAUACAUCAAAUAAUAAGGUUGAUGUUCCUAAUGUUGGCAUGGUAUUUGGUACAUGGGAUGAGAUUGACGAAUGCUUUGUGAAAUACGGAAAACAAGAGGGUUUUGGUGUUUGUAGGUCAGGUGGUGGUAGUACUACGCAAAAGAAAGAGAAGGUGAAGGUUUUGCGUAAUUAUACGUGGAGAUGUGAGUGUGAAGGUGAACCAGACAUGAAGCGAAUGGUGGAUGGUAAGCGGGUAAUAGUUGGGAAAAAGGGUGUGGACAUAUCUAGUAGGAAGACGAAGAAGUGCAAUUGUCCUGUGAUGAUAUAUGCUAGUGUAAAUGAAGAAGGGUUAUGGGAAAUAAGGAAAGCAAUAUUACAACAUGAAAAUCAUAAUCCUACACCUAGCAAGGUUAGAAACAUAAGCAAAUUUCGACAAGAAGAAGUUAGUUGUGCUGUGCGGAGGAAGUUGUUUAAUGAUAAAGCUGUUGGAGUGAGGAUAUCUCAGAUACACAAAUCCAUUGCUACAGAUAGGAAUGGACUCGAGAAUAUGCUAAUAACUGAGAGGGACUUGCGUAACAUAGUAGCAAAGGAGCGUAGAUUGAAAUUUAAGAACGGAGAUGCUAAUGCCAUGUUGAGUUAUUUUGACAGAAUGACUGAUGAUAACCAACAAUUUUUUCUCAUGCAUCGUUUGGAUGAUGAAGGUCACAUGAAAGAUGUAUUGUGGGUUGAUGCGAGAAGUCGUGCAGCGUAUGAGUAUUUUGGGGACGUUUUAUGUUUUGACGCUACUUACCUUACCAAUGAUUAUGCACUUCCUUUUGCUAAUUUUGUGGGAGUAAAUCACCAUGGUCAGAGUAUAUUACUAGGAUGUGCUUUAAUAUCUCACGAGGAUGCUGAAAGUUAUACUUGGGUUUUUAGUACUUGGGUGAAGUGUAUGGGGGGUAAAGCGCCUAAUUGUUUUCUUACUGAUCAAGAUGCUGCGAUGAGGAAGGCGUUGGUGAAUGCUAUGUCCGACACUUGGCACCGUUGGUGUUUAUGGUACAUUCUUAUGAAGUUUGGUAAGAAGCUAGGUAAGUACGCGCUUUAUAAGGAGUUCAAAAUGGUACUUCUUGAUGCCAUAUAUGACAGUGUGUCAGGUGAAGAAUUUGAAGUUCAAUGGUGUGGUGCAAUAUCAAAAUACGGACUCGGGGAAGAUAAGUGGCUUGAAGGUUUGUAUAAAGAGAGGAUGAUGUGGGCUCCGGCAUAUAUGAAACACAUAUUUUGGGCUGGUAUGAAGACGACGCAACGUUCUGAAAGUAUUAAUAGUUUUUUUGACGGUUAUGUGCAUAAGAAUACGAAGCUGUGUGAUUUUGUGGAACAAUACUGCAAUGCUAUGGAGAGUAGGGCAAAUUCUGAGAAAGUAGCAGACGCAAAUAGUAGUAGGUACGUAAGACAACUUGCUACUGAUUGUAAAGCGGAGGUUGUGUUCCAAAAACUAUACACAGAUGGUAAGUUUAAGGAAGUGCAAGCGGAGUGUCUUAAAAUGUUGUAUGUCCGUUGGAGAGGGGUUCAAAAAUUAACACACAAUAUAGAGGAGCACACAUUUGCAGAUAGAAUAUGGCUGGGUUAUAUGCAAGGAUACUAA
Messenger RNA from Beta vulgaris subsp. vulgaris (sugar beet), 1647 nucleotides. RefSeq names its product protein FAR-RED IMPAIRED RESPONSE 1-like. Gene Ontology annotation, biological process: regulation of DNA-templated transcription. Bases 1 to 1647 code for a protein of 548 amino acids. The record is from RefSeq and is a predicted model, not a curated record. Lineage: Eukaryota; Viridiplantae; Streptophyta; Magnoliopsida; Caryophyllales; Amaranthaceae. The transcript is spliced from 2 exons.